AGUUGCGUUAUCCAGGCUUCGGGGUGUGUCGUCUGUUAGUGUGAAAUGCAAAAUAAAAAAGAAAGUACAUUUUUUAACCGGUUCGAGUUAUGAGUGAUGGGUUAUCAUAUCUUUCUGCCAUUAAACCUGGUCCUGUACCUACGUCCUUGGCUGCCUCGGAAGAAGAAGAAAUCAAUCUUUUUCAAAGACUGUUAACCGAGAUCAAAUCGUGGAAGAACAAUCCAGCAUCGUACAGACCCGUUCAUUGGUUUUUAUACAACAAUCAUGUGACAUCAGUUCUGCAAGGCCUUCACAAUCCAGUAUGUGGCUUAGUGGGUCUUGAAAUGGCUGCCGAACUGCUGAGGAGAUCUGAUUCUACCAUGCCUGUAUUUUCAACCAACCAAAUUCUUGACCAUGCAGUCGAUAUGGGAAUAACCAAACAUGGUGAAAUUUUUUCAGCAUACGAUCUGUGCAUACUUGCAACAUCUCUAUUUAAUUGCAAAGCAACUGUGAUAGAUUCAAACCUUAAAUCAAAACACAAGUUACUGCUUGAGACAAUAUUAAGUGGGUUGCCAGUCUUGCUUGCAUAUGAUAGUGACAGGAAUUUUUCACCAUGUUUGAAUAAGGGACAUAGUGCUCAUUGGGCAUUAGUGACAGGUUUUGUUAUUCGAAACACAGAUUUCAUUCCAACUGAUAUCUCUGAAAAGUUAGAGAUUGGUGAAAAUGUUUUACAUAAACUUAACAAGGGAUCAGCAAUUCUACCACACUUGCUUGAAAAUGCUUUGAGUCAUACUUAUGUUUACGUAAAGCAAGGAAAAUCAUUAAAAAGCAGGCUUUGGCCACUACAAUUACUUUUAAAUAGUAAUGCAAAUUUAAUAGAAAAAGAUCCAAAGAAAAAUUGGGAAAAUUAUUUUUGCCCCUAUAAUUUAGAACAUACCCUAGCUAACCGUUUUAUAGUUUUAUCCCCUUAAAAUGUUAGCAUUAUUUUACCUAGUCCUUUUAUACUUAGUGCAAUUUAAGCAUAUGUCAGUAUAUAUUUUAUGUAUUCUAAAAAGUUACAAAAUAAUUGUUUUAAAUCAUGUUAUAAAAGAUCAAGUUUACUGAAUUAUUGUUUAAAUUUUAUUUUUACAUCAGAGUGUAGUCCUCCACAUUAUUGCAAUGAAUUCUCAUUUUACAAUUUUUUAUUGAAAUUGUUUUAUCUUUUAUGUAUAUGUUUUAUUCAUGCAUGUUAGAACAAGAAAUAAAUAGAACAACCACAAUGCUGCAUACA
Molecule: messenger RNA, 1249 nt
Organism: Ciona intestinalis (vase tunicate)
Lineage: Eukaryota; Metazoa; Chordata; Ascidiacea; Phlebobranchia; Cionidae
Source: RefSeq, a predicted model, not a curated record